AUGAAUUAGGAGGCAGAUAUUCCGAUCGAUAUCGCCGCCGGUAAGCUGCUGGACUGGUUGAUUUCGCGACGAAUUGUUGAUAAAAACUGGCACCUUAAUAUACGCAACAUUCGAAACAAAAUCAGCAAUGCUAUCACGGACAUGCCAGCUCACGAUGAGCUGCUCCAGCUACUCUCCGGUGCACAUAUCAACUAUUUCCACUGCCUGCGCAUUGUGGACAUCCUGAAAACUACCGAAGCGGAUUCGAAAAACGUAUUCGGCCGGUACGGUAGCCAACGGAUGAAGGAUUGGCAGGAAAUUGUUAAGAUGUACGAAAAGGACAACAUUUACCUUGCGGAAGCCGCUCAAAUACUGGUGCGCAACAUUAGCUACGAAAUUCCCGGCAUUCGUAAGCAGAUCAAACACCUGGAGCAGCUAAGCGACGAGGCAGAAAAGAAGGUUGAAGAUUUAGAACGCUCCGAGAAGGUGGUUCUUAUGGAGUAUCAAAACAUGUGCAAACAUUUGGGCGUUUCCGGUGAAAACCUGCGCCAGGAGUUGGUGGACAAAGUGUUUAACGAUUUGCCAGGGAUGCUCACGAAGGUUGCCAGUUCGGUGACCCCACUGAAGAAAACGGUAGAACUGUAUGCCACAUUUAUGUCGGAUGUCGAAUGUUUACCCCUGCUAAAGCACGUGCUAGCAAAGGGCAACACUACGGUGUACGAAUAUGUAUAUGGUGAGUCACCGCUGGCAAUUGAGGAACCACCGGUAAAGUUCGUUACAGAGCAGGCAGAUGCGGCAGAUGAUGGAACGAUUGAUUUCGGUGACGAUGGUGGAGCGAUCGAUUUCGGUGACGGUAGCGCGAUAGAUCUAGACGCACCUGUUGAGCUGGAAGUCGGUGACAUCGAUUGGGGUGCUGGAGUGGAUGUAAUCGAACCGGCAGCCGAUGAUAAUGCAAUCGAUUUUAAUAUUUCUCUCGAAGAGAGUGGCAUCGUGGUGGAAGAGGAUGGAAAUCUAGGUGGAACUGCUAAAGGAGAAGAAGCAUAUACCGUACUCGACGCACAACAGUACCGUGAUCGCUUCAUUAACGAUCUGCUGGAGUUGCAGGCGUUCCUGAAGAUGCGACUCCAUCAGCUCGGAAGUGCAGAUAAAGCACAAAUGCUGUCGUUUACGAUGAUGGACAACUUUGCCGCCCAUGACGAAAAGUCUGUUGCGGGCAUGUUAGCUGAGGUGGAAGUCGUUUACACCGGUGUGACGGAUGAGUUAAUGCAACAUCUACUUCAGAUUAAACAUUCCUCAGUGUACGUGGACAUACUGACAUCCAACGUGAAGCAAAAGCUAUCAUCCAUCGAGAAGAUGAAGGAGACGGCAAAGAUGAAAAAGGAAAAAUCGGUCAGCUUUAGGCAGCAAAGCGUCGAGCUAAAGCCAACGCAAACGAAAAUUAUUGAACAAACAAAAACGCUGCAGGGACAGAUUGAAAAGGACAUUUCGAAACGAUACAAAAACCGUCCCGUCAAUCUUUACGGCACCAAUCUGUAA
Molecule: messenger RNA, 1515 nt
Organism: Anopheles marshallii
Lineage: Eukaryota; Metazoa; Arthropoda; Insecta; Diptera; Culicidae
Product: CDK5RAP3-like protein
Exons: 4
Biological process (GO): regulation of mitotic cell cycle; regulation of cyclin-dependent protein serine/threonine kinase activity
Cellular component (GO): endomembrane system
Source: RefSeq, a predicted model, not a curated record